Condylostylus longicornis is the source of this 3840-nucleotide messenger RNA. It is a transcript of the gene lds, whose product is annotated as transcription termination factor 2. Gene Ontology annotation, molecular function: ATP-dependent chromatin remodeler activity; ATP binding. NCBI's taxonomy places the organism in Eukaryota, Metazoa, Arthropoda, Insecta, Diptera, Dolichopodidae. The transcript is spliced from 9 exons. The record is from RefSeq and is a predicted model, not a curated record. The coding region runs from base 87 to 3425 and encodes 1112 amino acids.
UAGAACGAAUAAAGUUCAAAUUCAAAAUUUCAAACAAUCUUUUUUUUCCACAUUAAAAUUUCUUAAUUUUUAUGUAAAAAGUUAAAAUGUCCUCUAACAAAUCAUUUUCACAAUAUAGGGAUAUUGAAACAAGUGAUGAAUCAGAUGAAUAUGUGGAUGCAUCUUAUAAUGGAAACAGUACAGAAAGCGAAACCGAAGUGGAUGGCAAUUUAUCUUUAGAAAUCCCACAGACCGAUUCUGAAGAUCUAACGUCAAAUGAUGAAGACACCUUAUCUAAGAAGAAGAGUGGUGUCAGCGGCACAGAUUCUAACGAUGAUGAGAUUGAAGAAAGAAAAUCUUCACCCCUCACAAAGACAACUGAAGAAUUAAUCUCUAGCGAUGAAGAAAUUUUACCAACCAAAAGAAAAAAUGUCAGGAGGGUCGAAUCUAGCGACGAAGAGAUUGAAGAAAGGAGAGCUAUAUACUCACCCCGAACAAGAAGAAGUAUUCACGGAUUUAGAAUCAGUAAAUCAUCGUCAGAAGAAGAAGAAGAUGAAAAAUUGUCUCCAAACUCAUCAGAAAUAGAAAAUAAUUUUCCAUCAAGAAAUUCAUCAGCAGAAGUAGAAGAGAAAUUAUCUUCGUCAAACUGUUCAUCUGAAGCACACGAUCAAUCUGCUGAUAAACAAUAUUCAAAUAAAUUGAACACACCAAGUUUUGCAAAUUCAACUAGAAAUGAAAAUACCAAAACACAAGACACGGGUGUCAGUGAAAUUAGUAAAUUUUCUAAAAUUUAUGAUUCCAAAAGCGUUGUUAGUACACCAGCUGAUCAAACAAAAGAAGAUAUAUCACUUCAUUUCGAUUCUUCAAUUACAAAUAAACUGUCUUCAACAAUGUCUGAUCCUCAAAAGAACGAAAGAGUGCCAAUUUCUCCAAGCAACAAUAAAACCGAAAAGUCCAUAGAAAUAAUGGAAAACAAAAAUGAUGUAAUAAUAUUAGACAGCUCAGAGGAAUCAGUUUCUUUGGUUACUUCUACACCAGAUGUUUUGUCAGAAGACAAGAAAAAGAUUGUACAGCCUAAAAUAACGGCUGCACUAAAUAACACGCCCACCACUACUCGUUCAAAAACGAGGUUCUCACAUCCGCAGUUUGUUUCCAAAGAGUUUUUAAGUCGCGAAAUCAGAAAACUAGAUGAAUUAAGAACAGAACUGAAGACGUGUGAAAAAUUAUUGAAAGUGAAUGUAAAUUUACCCGAUGGUGGCGCAAAAAUGAGAGAUCGGAUAGAAAAAUGUAAAAUACAAAUUAAAAAACAUGCCAAUUAUGUAUCUAAUUUAGUUGUUGACCAAGAGGAAAUCAAUGCCAACAGAAGUGCCGGAAUUGAUAGAAGUCAAAACGACCCCAGCCGCGACAGCUCCAACAGCAGCCAAAAUUCGUUUCGAGCACCCACUUGGGAUGAAUUGGCAGCUGCAGUUGAUUCAAUUAAACCGAAAUAUACAGGUACCCAAGGUUUGGCAACUUUCGCAGCCCAGAAAACAAUAACAAUUGACCGAUUAAAGGAUAUUCAUGGUUCCUUAGAAACAUGUCCAGAUGAAAAUAUUUUAGCUAACAAUCCUAAAAAAUUAAAAAUUGAAUUGAUGAAUCAUCAAAAACACGCGCUAGCGUGGAUGCAAUGGAGAGAAAAACAAAAACCGCGAGGUGGCAUACUUGCUGAUGAUAUGGGAUUAGGAAAAACUCUUACAAUGAUAUCGCUAAUACUUGCACAGCAAGAGAACCAAAAUGAAUCAGUUGAAAAAGAAAAUGAAUCUAGCGAUGAAAAUGUUGAAUCUGAAAAAUGGCUAAGUAAAGGACGAAAGGACUAUUUCUAUGGCGGAACAUUAAUAGUUUGCCCAGCUAGCUUAUUACAGCAGUGGGAGAAUGAAAUAUACAAUCGCUGUAAAAAAAAUGCUUUAUCCGUUGCCGUCCACCAUGGCAGUAACCGGGAUACUAAAGCUCGAAUAUUGGCAAAAAAUGAUGUGGUUAUAACAACAUAUCAUAUAAUUUCAAGAGAAUAUAAAACGGAAGGUACCAUAUUUCGUAUUAAAUGGGAAAGGGUAAUCAUAGAUGAAGCACAUAUCAUACGAAAUUAUAAAGCACAAAUGUCGCUUUCAUGUUGUGGAUUAAAAGCAAAACGUCGUUGGGCUCUUACUGGAACUCCGGUUCAAAAUAAAGAAAUGGACUUAUAUGCUAUUAUGAAAUUUUUAAAAUGCUCUCCUUUUGAUGAUUUAGGGCAUUGGAAAAAGUGGAUUGACAACAAGAGCGCAGGCGGUCAAGCCCGAUUAAAUACAUUGAUGAAGUCUCUAUUGCUACGAAGAACAAAACUUCAAUUACAGCAAAAUGAUAACAAUUUUAACCUUCCGGAAAAAACCACAAAGCUCAUUGAAGUUAUUUUAGACAAAGAUGAAAUGAAUGUUUACCAGAGAGUGAUGAUUUAUUCCCAAACCUUAUUUUCUCAAUUUCUUCAUCAAAAAACAGAGAGAGAAAACGAUUUGAAUUAUGGAAAUACAAAUAAUGCUCCAACUUUCAUGCAAACCAAAGAUCCAAACGGAGCAUUUUAUAAAAUGCACAAACAAAUGGCAAAAUUAGGUGGAAACAACAAAGAAAUUAAAACAUUUGAAAUUUUAGUUCUCUUACUCAGACUACGACAAAUAUGUUGCCAUCCAUGUUUAAUCGAAUCUAUGUUAGAAGAAGAAGAUAUGGAUCAAACGGAAAACUUUAAAGAAUAUGUUAAUGUUGAUUUAUUAAAGCAUUUAGAAUCUUUGCAAAUAAAUGAUAAAACAGAUAAUUCUGAAUCCACCGAAAAUUUCAAUGUUUCACACGAGGAUUCCAUUGUAAAAGCUGCAGCAAGGGUUCUAAAAAAAAGCAAUCCAGUUUUUGAUAAGUACCGCUCAAGUUCAAAAUUAAAUAGAGUCUUGGAGCUUUUAGAGGAAAUUCUAAAUAAUAAUAGCGAUAAAGCAAUUGUAGUUUCACAGUGGACAAGUUUGCUGGAUCUUUUACGAAUUCAUUUAAGAAAAAGGGGUUAUCACACUGUUUCAUUAAAUGGCACUGUUCCAGUUAAAAAUCGAAAUGACAUAGUUAACAGUUUCAACGAUCAAACAAAUAAAAUAAGAAUUAUGUUGUUAUCGUUGACAGCAGGAGGAGUUGGCUUAAAUUUAGUAGGGGCAAAUCAUCUCCUACUAAUUGAUUUACAUUGGAAUCCUCAGUUAGAAAGUCAAGCCCAAGACCGAAUAUAUAGAGUAGGGCAAAAGAAGCCUGUAUAUAUAUAUAAAUUCAUGGUAAAAGAUACAAUUGAGGAAAGAAUAAAAAGAUUACAGGACAAAAAGUUAGAAAUUGCCAAUGGAGUAUUAACAGGAGUAGGAUCACAAGGCAGUAAAUUGACUAUGGAUGAUCUCAAAGGGCUUUUUGGGCUAUAACUUGUUAUUUUAUAUCUAGGGCGAUUUUUGAUUUGUUUUAAAUUUAGUAAUGCAGGAAAAUUUUAUAAAGAAUCGUAAGCAUAAUUGUAUCUGUGAUUAAGCACAUAGAAAAAUAGCAUAACAUUUACUAAAUAAUUCUUUUUGAACACAAAUCUGUAACUAUAUAUGUACAUAUAUUUUUUGAUGUUGUAAUGAAUUGGUACGUAAUUCUUAUUUAUAAACCUUUCGAAUAGUUAACAAGAACUUCUACAUGUAGGUUAUCAAUCUAAAAUUGUAGUUAUAUACUAUAUAGCUCAAUAAAUUUGUAUAUACACACAAAUGAAAGUUCUUAAGUAACUAUAAACUAUGCUCAAUAUUCGGCUAAUUGUCAAAUUUCUUGAUAACAAAUAAGAUAAGAAAAUAAAAUUACAUCAAA